Messenger RNA from Sorghum bicolor (sorghum), 1374 nucleotides. RefSeq lists its product as uncharacterized. NCBI's taxonomy places the organism in Eukaryota, Viridiplantae, Streptophyta, Magnoliopsida, Poales, Poaceae. The record is from RefSeq and is a predicted model, not a curated record. The transcript has a single exon. Bases 1 to 1374 code for a protein of 457 amino acids.
AUGGCCGGUUCGCGCCGCCGCCGCCAACUCAAGCGGCAGAGGGAGAGGCAGCAGGCGGCCGCCGCAGCUGCCCCUGCACCUGCCCCUGUCCGGCUGUUCAACUUCCACUGCUUUCCGCCCGAGCUGCUGGCCGAGAUCCACCACCGCCUCGCCUUCCUCGAGCGGCUCGCCUUCGCCUCCGUCUGCGGCGAGUCGGGGCAACUCUUGAGGGAGACGCCGUGGCUCAUCCUCCCCGCGGAGAACGCGGACAGGGCCAGGGUCUUUUCCGUGGCCGACGGUGAGUCCGCCACCGUGCGCACCUCGGACGUGGCCAUGCGCGGCCCCGUCGCCAUCGGCUCCUCGGGCGGGUGGCUCGUGACGGCCGACGACCGGGGCGCCCUGCGAAUGACCAACCCGGCCACGGGCGCGCACGCCGACCUGCCGGCCAUCACCACCGUCCCGUUCAUCGAGCCGAAACCCGGCGGCCACUGGUUCUGCCUCGACGUGCAUCCCUUCCUGCAGGUCCGCUUCGGAGGCCAACCCCCACCCCCGCCGGCGCCGGGACACAGUUACGACUACCCAACGGCGAGGACGUUCACGGUCACGGCCGCCCAGAUGCGGCAGGUGUUCUACCGCAAGGUCGUCCUCUCGGAAUCGCCGCGCCCGGACAGCUACGCCGCCAUGCUCAUCAUGGAACGGUGCAUCGGCGCCCCGGCCUUCGCGACGGCGGAGGACGGCCCGGACCCCUCGUGGAGGAUGGCGCGCUCCCCCGACGCCGUCGAGGACGCCAUACACCACGACGGCCGCUUCUUGUCCAUCACCUACACCGGCCGCGUCGAGGCGUGGCAGCGCGACGCCGAGACCGGCGAGUUCACCAGCGAAGAGGUCGCGCCGAGGCUGGCUUACGAGGACAUGCACCUGCGCCGCAAGUACAUCGCGGCGUCGAUGGACGGGCGACUCAUUGCCGUGCUCAAGCACGCUGGGGAUUUUAAAAGUGACGACGAUCAUCCCUACUCCAGGGCCAGGGGCACGCGCACGCGCGUUUCCUUCAAGGUCCAGAUACUGGACCGCGUCAAGGGCCGGUGGGAGGAGGCGGCGGACAUCGGCGACACCGCGCUCUUCGUCGGCGUCAACGGGUCGAUGUGCCUGUCGACGAGGGAGCACCAGGGCAUUAGGCCCGGCUGCGUCUACUUCACCGACGACGAGGUCGGGGCGGCCUGCCUACGCGAGGCCAACUGCCAGCUGAGAUCCUAUUCCUACGGCGAAGCCGACGACAUCGAGCUCAGAGACGUUGGCGUCUAUAACCUAAAGGCCGGCAGUGUAGAGACUAUACGUGCGCUCGGCAAGCAUCAGCUAUGGCCGCCGCCGGCGUGGUUCACGCCUUCCUUCUUGUGA